CUUUUCCACAGGCACCAUUGCAGACGGGUUGGAGAGUGAAUUUUCUUUUGGUGUUGUACAGCAUUAAUUCCAGUACAAGCCAAGGAUGGAAGCUAUCGUUGGGCCGCUCAAGUGGUUUUACCAUGAGUUCGGUGUUGCAUCGAUAUACGAAACUGGCCGAAAUGCCUGGCUUAUCAUCCUAGCCCGAUCAUUGCGGAUGAUCGCAUACGGUGCCAAUUCACUAAUACUUGCCAUCUUCUUCUCAGCCCUCGAAUUUUCGGAUCAUCAAAUCGGGUUGUUCAUGACUUUGACAUUGCUUGGCGAUGUUUUCCUAGGCACACUUCUUACUCUCAUUGCCGACAAGCUUGGCCGGCGUAGGGUCUUGCUUGCUGGUUCGUUUUUGAUGGUGUUUAGUGGCGUGAUGUUUGCCGUUUUCGAGAACUUCUGGGUUCUCCUUUUGGCUGCUAUCGUGGGGGUGAUAAGCGUGACGGGUGGUGAUUUCGGGCCGUUCCGGAGUAUAGAAGAGUCAAUACUGUCUCAGCUCACCACCCCUUCGACCAGGUCUGAUGUGCUGGCUUGGUACGUCACUAUAUCGACCGUGGGCUCGUCUCUGGGUAGCGAGGCUUCUGGUCGGAUUAUCCGAACGCUUGAAGUCAAGGAUGGGUGGACAACUGUGGAUGCAUACCAUGCUAUAUUCUGGGUGUAUGCAGUUAUGGGUAUCGUCAAUGCGCUAUUGACUCUGCUGAUGACCGAGGCUUGUGAGCUUGAAGACGAGAAGGACUACGUUCAAGUCCCGCAAAGUGAGGGUCAAAGUGUUGGAACUCAGCAAUCUCAAUUAGCGGCGCCUGAAACGGUUCAAGCACAGCGGAACUGGUUCAUCCGAUCUAUUAAUUGGCUCUCUUCCCGACUGGCUCAGAUCUCAGCGCCGACUCGGUCCGUCAUGUACAAGCUUUGGUUCUUGCUUGCGGUCGACUCUCUAGCAGACGGCAUGGUCCCCUACUCGAUGACAAAUUACUAUAUGGACGUCACCUUUCACCCCAGCAAGGCCACACUCGGUGAUGUUCAAUCCAUUGCUUAUUUCCUGGGCGCCAUCUCUUCGGUGUUCGCUGGACCACUGGCUCGUCGGAUUGGUCUCAUCAACACGAUGGUGUUCACGCAUAUACCGUCUUCCGCCGCCGUUGUUUUAUUCCCAUUUCCGCCAGUCUUCUGGCUGUCGGCAGUCCUCCUCUUUGUGAGGGCAGGCCUCAACAACAUGGAUCAAGCCCCACGUACGGCGUUCAUCGCGGCAGUGGUCAAGUCCGAGGAGAGAACAGCAGUCAUGGGCAUUACCAGUAUGCUACGAACUCUUGCCGCCAUGGCGGGGCCGACGAUCACUGGUGUCCUGGCGGCGGACAACAAAUUUUGGAUUGCAUUUGUGGUUGCUGGUAGCUGCCGCCUGGCAUAUGACCUUGGCCUGUAUGCUAUGUUUGUUAACAUGAAGUUGUAUCAGCAUGAAAACAAUGCCGGCGAGGCGGGAAGCGAUACUUCACGCGGAAGGAGGGAACUAGAUGAGGAAGAGACGCUUGAGAUGGCUAGUCUCGCUGACUCAGAUAGUGAUUUUGGAGACGACGGGAAAGAAGGACCUCUCGCUCCUCAGACGUCAACGAAGGCGUCUUUAGGCGUUCCAAGGCAUGAAACAGUCAGAAGCCGAAGUCCGCAUAGUUUGAGGCGCGGUUCUUGA
Messenger RNA from Truncatella angustata, 1699 nucleotides. RefSeq names its product major facilitator superfamily domain-containing protein. The coding region runs from base 86 to 1699 and encodes 537 amino acids. The record is from RefSeq and is a predicted model, not a curated record. The transcript is spliced from 3 exons. NCBI's taxonomy places the organism in Eukaryota, Fungi, Ascomycota, Sordariomycetes, Amphisphaeriales, Sporocadaceae. Gene Ontology annotation, biological process: transmembrane transport. Gene Ontology annotation, cellular component: fungal-type vacuole membrane. Gene Ontology annotation, molecular function: transmembrane transporter activity.